AUGACUUUGAUUCACUGUCUUCCGAAAAGCCAGUCAGCCAUUGUGCAGGGUGAAACCGGCCAGUUGCAGCUUUUACACAAUGCAGCCAUCCCCGAGCUGAGGUCGCAUACAGUUCUCGUCAAAGUCGCGGCAGUUGCGUUGAACCCUUACGACUACAAGCUACCGCUCUAUUUCCCUUCUCCGGGAACCACUGGAGGCAGUGAUUUUGCAGGCACGAUUGUAGCAAUGAGUCCAGAGGCUACUGAAGAACGCUCAGAUCUCUCACUGGGCGACUUGGUCAGUGGCUGUGUGUACGGAUGGAAUCCUGAGACACCAGAGAAUGGCUCGUUUGCGCAGUAUGUGCGAGCUGAUGCCCAGCUAGUCUUCAAAGUUGGCUCCUACAAGCUCGAAGAUGCCGCUACCUUUGGUGCGGCAUUCGCUACAUUGUCAUUGGCCUUGUGGCAUUCCGACUUUCUUGGGUUGACUCAUUCGCCAACCGACCCGUUACGCAAUGCGCCAUCGCAGCCGAUAUACGUGUUUAUAUAUGGGGGAAGUACUGCUACAGGGACCAUGGCACUGCAGUUGCUCAAGUUGUACCUGACACAGCCUGAAUGCCUUAGGUCUGGUUACUGCACUUUAGCGGCAUGCUCCCCACGAUCGUUCGCGUUGGUGAAAUCCUACGGAGCAGAUCAUGUUUUUGAUUACUCCAACCCCGACACCCCCUCAGCAAUUCGCAAGCUGACAGGAGGCGCGCUGAGUCUUGUGCUUGACUGUAUCUCAGAUCACCACUCUGUUGCUGUAUGCCAUGCAUCUACUGGUCGACUAGGUGGGCGGCUGAUUACUCUCGAGCUGCCGCCUGAGCCACGUCCAGGCGAGAAGAGACGGAAGGCAGUCAAGCAUUUCUUCGUAGACGGUGCGUCAGAUGCUCACCAGUCCCAGCAUUGA
Messenger RNA from Bipolaris zeicola 26-R-13, 924 nucleotides. RefSeq lists its product as uncharacterized. The transcript is spliced from 2 exons. The coding region runs from base 1 to 924 and encodes 307 amino acids. The record is from RefSeq and is a predicted model, not a curated record. Lineage: Eukaryota; Fungi; Ascomycota; Dothideomycetes; Pleosporales; Pleosporaceae. Gene Ontology annotation, molecular function: oxidoreductase activity, acting on NAD(P)H.